GGCCAGGCAAACCGGUGUCGGCACUCGCCGCGGCCUCAGCCUCCACUCGGCCCGUAUCGAGCCCUCCUCUUCGAUUCCUCACCAAUCUCCACACACCGCUCUCUCGGUCCCCGAUGCUCUCCGCUCUCCACGUCGCGUCCGCCAGGAUCGCAUCGUCCGCGCCAUCCACGCGAUCCGUCCUCGUCAUCGUGAUCCUCGAGUGAAAACGCUCCCCGGAGGAGUGCCGUGUAUCCAUGCCACCGGGAAGGACUAGGGAUCGCUCCGCGCCUGAUCUCGGACACCAGCACGGAGAACUCGGGAGAUCGGGAUCCUCGGUGCUACUAGGACCUGGAGUGUGAAUCGUGUUGGUGUUAAAGAAAAAACGUGUGCCACAAGGAAUCACUAAAAAACAUACUUUUAAUCGAGUCUACUCCCGAGCUCGGCCGUGCCAGACUUUCAGAGGAAGGAUCCACCCCCGGGUCUUCCUGGAAAUCGACUGCUACGACUGGAUCGGAUACCCUCGACAUUCCUGACCGCGCGGCAACGCCCGACACGGCUUACCAGGCAAGCCUUCCAGAAGCGGAGCGUGUCGGAUUUCGAUGCUCCUUCUCACUGGCAAGUUUCAGCCUGUCGAGAUAAACAAAGCCGAAACUGGAAAAUUCCUUGAGGACAGUCGAGAGGUCUCCGUCGGUGGUGAUGCGGCGUACGCUGGACUCCUAUGCUUGCUGAUUCACGUUCCUGUGCGGAUUAUUCGAAAAUAUUGUCACGGACACCAAACGGCUAACAGUGUCAAUUCAGUGAGUGAAGCGCGUGUCGAAGUGUUGAGUAUUUUUCACAGUGUCGCCAGUCUCCUCGUUCACGCGUCUGUUUUGAAAAAUACACGUGAAACCGGCAGCGAGAAAAACAGGUGAACGCGUGAGCGGUUCUAUCCCCACCAUAUUACUAUACUACUACCAGUGCUACUACACCGGUACUCUACUAUACCGGUACUACUACUCUUGCUGUCAGUAUUACUGACAUUGAUGUUAUUUCGUAGCUCCCGAGUGCAGAAGGCGCGACGAAAUUCUUUGCGUUGCGUGGAACCCACGUUAUUGUUGUACAAUUUACACCACGUGCUCUUUGACGUAUCGUUAAAUGGAUUCUUAUUGGGAAAGUGUUUGGUUUAGCUAUCGGUCCAUCUUUCUUUGGGACCUGUUCAGUGAAUCGAUAUCGUGUGAAUUUUCUACGUAGGAGGAUCUCGAGAGGAUGUCGUAAGACAGUGAGGUAGGACGAUAUCGUGACAGCAGUGAAUGACGCAAUGUACUGAUAUACGUGGGCGAAUAACAAGGAGGAUACCUAAGUGGACGACUCGAAGAAAGAAAAAGAAACUUGAGGAAUUUUUCCUGGCAAACACUUUUCGCCAUUCUUGGCAUUGGGAAGAAAAAGUGGGCGCUCUGCAAAGAUGGCGAUAUCCUGAGGAUCUAUUCUGGAGGAAGGAUCACUGGGAGUCUCGUGGCUUUCAAGUGAAGUGUUAAAAAGUGUCUUUUAGGGGUGGCUGUGUAAUCGUCGAGGGAUGGAUCGAAAUGAGGGAGUCGGUGGAGGUGCCGGUACCGGUAGUGGUGCAUUGGGAUCACCCUCUAAUCCAGGAUCGCCCUUGACCUCCUCGACUCAUGCUCUCCAUCACAACUCGUCGAGCGUUAUUGACAACCAGGUCGGUGACAGAGGAUGGGAAGUCCACCACGUCACGGUAACAAGAGUGCCCGGAUAUGGUUUUGGUAUUGCCGUGUCAGGGGGUCGGGACAAUCCCCACUUCACGAAUGGCGAUCCAGCCAUCGCCAUUUCGGACGUUCUCAAAGCUGGACCCGCUGAAGGGAAACUGCAGGUGAACGACCGUAUCAUUUCCGCCAACGGGGUGUCUCUCGAAGGAGCAGAUUAUGGGGCGGCUGUUCGUGUACUCAGGGACUCCGGUUCGACUGUUCUCCUGGUUGUUAAGAGAAGAGCAUCCUCGAACGCUCCUGGAUCACCGGGAAGUUCUCAACCGCAGAGUCAUCGACUUACCCUCACCAGGAAUAACAAGAAGGAUGACUUUGGAAUAGUGCUGGGAUGUCGUCUGUACGUGAGGGAAGUCACUCGAGAGGGCACUGGAGUGAAACCAGGUGAUGUUCUGACACGGAUCGGCGGUGUUGCUGCCGAUAACAUGAGUCUGAAGGAGGCCAGGAAGCUCAUGGAUCAAUGUAAGGAUCGGUUGUCGAUUGUCGUCACCAGGGAGGCUCCUACCAAUUUCCAUGCUCAUCAGCAGAGCAAGGGUGAUAGUGGAGAAUACUUGUCUGGAGCUAGUUAUAGCAGUCAGAAUCUCUAUGUGCCACCGCCUACCAGACAACCCCUGGAGGACAAGAGUAAUCUUGCUCCCAGAGGAAGGUCGAGAGGUCCUCUGAUGGACGUAUCCUUGAGUCAGCUUGAUCUUCCGGCUACUCCUACUGUCGAUCCUCCCAGACCUCCUCCUCCUAGACCCGAGGAUUAUUACAGCUCCAGGAGGCAGCUCUACGACGAGGAUCCUCUCAUACAGAGAGCCAAACAACCAAUGCCGGAUCCUCGAUUCAUCACAUUCCAGAAGGAAGGUUCCGUUGGCGUUCGUCUAACCGGUGGCAACGAGACUGGCGUCUUCGUGACCGCGGUACAACCCGGAAGUCCUGCAUCGCUUCAGGGUCUUCAGCCUGGAGACAAAAUACUAAAGGUAAACGACAUGGACAUGAAGGGCGUGACCAGGGAAGAAGCUGUAUUGUUUCUGCUCAGUCUUCAGGAACAGAUAGAUCUCAUAGUUCAGCAUAGACGGCAAGAGUAUGACCAAAUCGUCGCUUCCGGUAGGGGCGACUCCUUCCACAUAAAAACACACUUUCAUUACGAGCAGCCGGAAAAGGGAGAAAUGAGUUUUCGGAGUGGAGACGUCUUCCACGUGGUGGACACUCUGCACAACGGCGUGGUUGGCUCCUGGCAAGUAUUCCGUAUAGGCAGGAAUAACCAGGAAGUGCAAAAGGGAAUAAUCCCGAAUAAGGCUCGCGCCGAGGAACUCGCGACUGCUCAGUUCAACGCGACCAAGAAGGAACUGAGUGCAAGUGAAAGCAGAGGCAGCUUUUUCAGAAGACGAAGAGGCAGCCAUCGACGUUCCAAGUCCCUCGGUAGGGAUCAUUGGGACGAUGUGGUCUUCUCCGACAGCGUCAGCAAGUUCCCGGCUUAUGAGCGAGUCGUACUCAGACAUCCUGGAUUCGUUAGGCCAGUCGUUCUCUUCGGUCCUGUUGCGGACUUGGCUAGAGAGAAGCUACUCAAAGACUUUCCCGACAAAUUUACGUCUCCUCAAAUGGAGAACCAAAUGGAGGAUGGCGGCGGGAAAAGUACGAAGUCCUCAGGUAUCAUUAGACUGAGCGCCAUCAGAGAAGUAAUGGAUAGAGGAAAGCACGCUCUACUCGAUAUCACGCCGAAUGCCGUGGAUCGUCUGAACUACGCCCAGUUCUACCCCAUCGUGAUAUUCCUAAAAGCAGAGACUAAGCAGGUCAUCAAAGAGAUGAGAGCUGGUAUACCAAAAUCAGCUCACAAAAGCAGCAAAAAGUUGCUGGAACAGUGUCAGAAGCUCGACAAAAUCUGGGGACAUGUGUUCAGCGCAGUGAUCACUCUGACAACACCAGAGGCCUGGUAUCGGAAGCUCAGGGAGUUGAUCGAUCGACAGCAGCAAGGUCCACUCUGGAUGAGUCAGACCAAGCCGGAAGAGGCCCUCUCGGAUGACUUCCUCUUCCCGAUGACUUCACGCCUCUCCUACGCCUCCUCCCCGGAGAGUGACCUGGAAUUAAGCCCUGCACCUCCCCUCCCUGGCGCCCUGGGACCACCGUCACGUCUCAAGAGUAGCUCGGAUCCAAGUAUCGCUACUCAGGAUGAUACAGCAGCACCACCACCUUAUACCACGAAUUAUCAGGCAUUUGAGCAGCACAAGCGAAGAUCUCAGGGCGGAGUUGGAGACAGUAAAUACGGUUUCUCCUUACCGGGUCAACCUGGUGAUCAGCCAGGACAUCCUCAGUAUCUUGGUGGACUACAACAACCAAGAUCUCCGCAUCAGGGUCCUCCUGAUCUACCACCUCGAGUUGAUCGUAAUGUCAAACCACCGAAUCAGACUCCUCGUGGUACGAUUGGACGUUCCGCCCAGGAGAGAUUAGCCAAUAAGACUGACUCUGUGCUGGAUAUGGGGAAUUAUAUAAAUGCUACACCCCAUAGAGCUAAUGCCACAUCAUCGUUAGAGAGGGCCCAGCCAAAAGCCGGAAGUUAUGACAGCAUGUCCUCGUACGACUCGUAUAACAAUACAAACGGCAAUGGGACUUAUGCUGCUACCAGUCUGAACACAUCUACAGGAAGACUAGGUCCCAAUGUCCCGGAUGAUCUCAAAAGCGGAGGAGUACCCGUGUCCCCCAGAGCCCACGAUCCAUACAGGUUUACCAGAUCCACGGCUCAGCCAAUUCCGGCCCAGGAGAUGCAGGCGCGGACUGAUUAUGCCAAAUAUAGCCGAACUGGUGAUUACAAACCGGCACCACCACCUCAAGGGAAACCGGCUGGAACUUACAAGCCUGUACCACCUCCCAAGCCCAAGAACUACAGACCACCUCAGCAGCCUGUAGUUCAGGACGAAAAUAAUGGAAGCAGCCUGUACCAGCACGCCAAGAGCUACUCCAUAGCCACGUCGCACCUUCACAAUGGGGCGGAGAAUGGUAACAACGUGCAACGGAACAGCGGCCAGUACUACUACAACAUCCCUCCGCCUAAUCGCAACAACAGCGACGGCGGUUACCCCGUCGUCAACCUAAAUCACAAUCAUAGUCACACAAGUCCACCGUCCCACAGUCAUAGCCUGAGUCACACGCAUCCUCAUUCGAGUCCACCAAUGAGUCAUUCCCAUAGUAACAGCGCUGGUCAGAUAGGCCUCAGCCAUGCACAAAAUCGUACCAAUCUCAAUCACAAUGGUCACAGUCACAGCAAUAGCCACGGUGGUGGUGGUGGUCAAGGCUCCGGGGGCGGAAAUACCGGGCACAACAGGGAACCAAGUGGACUGGAUUUGGCGGGUAGUAGGGAACAAAGGGGAAGUGCUUUCGAGCUUUAUCGAAAGCCACUGCAUCAUCACAAUAUAAGGAGGAUGGGGAUGGGUAUGGCGCGAGGGGUAUUCUGUAACGAUGGCGGUGUUCUGGAAGGUCCCGGGGGUGUAAGCUUGACGAUACCUCCCGGGGCUCUAGAACCGAACACGUCACAGGAAAUCUACUUCACUGUUACCGCCGCGCACACACUCGAAACACAUAACACCAAUCACGGUCAUCGCUCGUCCAUCUCACCUCCCAUGCACCACGGUGAAUCCCUGCUAAGUCCGCUCGUCGAGUGUGGACCACGAGGCCUUGAAUUUCGAGUUCCCGUAGAAUUAAGGAUACCUCACAAUGCUACACCCGCACAUCGACUGGCGCUCAAGGCCACCGAUAUCGAGAGUCAAUCGAGCAACGACUGGCUGGACGUGAAAUUGCCAAGUCCUACGUCGAAUCAUGUAACCGUGAAGCUCGAUCACUUCUGAAGAUUAUUAUUUAUCCUUUCGUCUUGAUGGACGUUGAUCGUCGCGAAAUUAAUCGCGGCUUCACCUGCUGACCCCUCGUGCGCAAUUCAUGUGAUACUAAGGACACGAUCGAAAGCUGAGCUACGUUCUCUGUGAGAAUCUUUUAUAUAAAGUGACACCUUCUGUUAUCUUCCUUCCUUUCGACUCCCAAGUAAUUGGCAGUUUUUUUAUUAAUUUGGACGCUAGGAGAAGCAGGGUUGAGAUACCAAAUGGUGAGCGACGUAGACGUUGACCUAAUGGUCCUAUUGAUGUCGGAUUAGUUUCACCCUCGCAUUUAUCAAAGAGAAGACCCUGCUGUUGCGACUCUUCAUGUUUCGCCAUUGAGUCAGGCGUUACGUCGUUAAACAUAAGUUUAAGCUCCUAAGGCUUUUUUUCAAUUGUGAUUAUCUUUUAUACUUUACAGCUACACGUUUUCGUAAAACCACUAUUGAACUAGCUAAAGUUACUCUUUAUUUCUUAUUCAUUAUAUUAAGAUGAAUUCUCGUGCGGAUGAGCCACUACACGAUCUGUUUAUUCAUCAUACACUUUAUUGGGCCUCUCAUUGUCAUUCACUUUAUUUUCCUUAAUGACUUUAAGUCAUCCUUAAAAGGAGAGCAUGUAUCAAAUUCCUAUGUAUUAAUGUGUCAGAAAUACUGUCCAGGUAUACUGAACGCGUAGCGGCUCGUCAAAAUUGCACUACUCAACGACGAUAUGUGUAACGAAUCGUUAGCUGUAAGCCCCUUUAUAAAUAUCUAAGCGAUACCACGUAAAGAAGCUCAAUUGUUAAUUAGCAAGAAUGAAUAUGUAACAAGAGAGUGAUAAAUCUCGAUAUUAUUCUAGCAAUUAUUAAAUAAACAAAUCCCACGUUUUCAUUCGUUAAAA
Molecule: messenger RNA, 6451 nt
Organism: Cephus cinctus (wheat stem sawfly)
Lineage: Eukaryota; Metazoa; Arthropoda; Insecta; Hymenoptera; Cephidae
Gene: pyd
Product: tight junction protein ZO-1
Exons: 16
Coding region: 1532-5551 (1339 amino acids)
Biological process (GO): regulation of apoptotic process; cell-cell adhesion; cell-cell junction organization
Cellular component (GO): plasma membrane; bicellular tight junction
Molecular function (GO): cell adhesion molecule binding
Source: RefSeq, a predicted model, not a curated record